This is a messenger RNA of Alligator sinensis (Chinese alligator), 1738 nucleotides long. Its product is annotated as CTD small phosphatase-like protein 2-A. The record is from RefSeq and is a predicted model, not a curated record. Bases 481 to 1401 code for a protein of 306 amino acids. NCBI's taxonomy places the organism in Eukaryota, Metazoa, Chordata, Crocodylia, Alligatoridae. The transcript is spliced from 11 exons. Gene Ontology annotation, molecular function: phosphoprotein phosphatase activity.
GGCCGAGGCGCAGGUGCCCGGCAUUGGGCUGAUUACAGGAGCAGGCGGCUCUCCCUUUAAAUGCACCUGGCUCUGUGGGCCCAGCUGGGCUGUGUUACUAGCCCAGCCGGGCACAGACCUGGCUCCUUGCCCCCGGCACUGCUCUGCAGCUCUCCAGGCAGGGGCUCCUCUUCCUUCCUUCCUUGCAAUGACCAGCUGCUUGCAUGAGUACCUGCUGCCCCUACAGAGCGGGCUCCCCCCAGCCUGGUGCCUCUCCCCAGGUGCCUAGAGGAGGCCUGAGCAGCUGCAGUCCUGCUGCCCUCCUGCAGCCAGAGCCAGGGCUUUCCCUUCUCCCCAGGGCACGGGGGCAACCCCUUCCUGGGGGACUGGGCUCUUCCCUGCUCUCAGCAGCUCCAGGUGCUCACUUCCUGGGAGCGCUCCUGGCACGGGGAGCUGCCGGCCUGGGGGGCAGCAUCCACACCUGCAUGCCGCCUCCGAGCCAUGCUGCUGCGCUCGGGGAAGAUCACACCCCGGGUUAAGAGGCCGCAGCGUCGCAGGGGGAGCGGCGCUGACCUGGGGGACGUGGAGCCGCCGACCGCCGAGACCAGCACCCCUCAGCGGGCCAGGAGCCGGGGCCGAGGCCCGCCUGAGGAAGGAGCCAGGGAGCCCGUGACGCCAGCCAAGGGCCGUGUGGCGCGGGUGCACUUCGACCUGGACCCAUCCAGCCCGGACAAUGCAUCUCCUCCCCCAAGGAGAGUGGAUGGCUCUGCGAGCCCCCAUGCCCCACCUGCCUCCGAGGGGCUCUACUUCGGGGGCCUGCUGCCACCCCAGCCCGACGACCCCAACGCCGUUGGCCUGUGCUUCCCCAAAGGCCUGCCCUCCGUGUCCAGCCCACGGCCCCCGAGGAAGGAGGUCCCCAUCAAGACCCGCAGCAUCCCCGAGAGCACGCUGGUCCUGGAGCUGGAGGGGACACUAGUCUGCUGCUCCCUGAUCCCUGACCGCCUGCCGGACGCUGACUGCACCUUCCCCGCCGACUUCCAGGGCGACCGCUACCAGAUCUUCGUCUUCACCACGGCCAAGCUGGACUACACAGAGCGCAUCUUGGAGGUCCUGGACCCUCAGAAGAAGUUGAUCAGACACCGGCUGUACCAGGAGGACUGCCUCUGCGUGCGGGGCCACUACCUGAAAGAUCUUGCCAUGCUGGAGAGGGACCUGGCUAAGACCGUGGCUCUGGACCACUCCCUGCAGGCCUACCCCUACCAGGUCUCCAACAGGGUCCCGAUCCCCAGCUGGCACGGGGACCCCCAGGACCAGGAGCUGCUGCGGCUCAUCCCUGUGCUGGAGAAGCUGAGCCAGGCCAGCGACGUCCGGCCCGAGAUCCGGAGGAGGUACCGGCUCUGCAGGCUGCUGGCCGAGGACUGAGGCUGACCCCGGACCCCCAUAGGAGGUGCAUUGGCCAAAGCCUUGCCCUAAAACCUAUGAUCCGCAGCUGGGCAGGCGCUGGCACUGACCUUGCUCCAGAGGAGCAGGGCCCUGGGGUCCUGCAGCCUCUUCUCCUUUUGGCUUUCUAAAUCUUGCAAGCCACGGAUCUCUGAAGCAGCCUAGUCUUGGGGUACCCUGCUUUGGGAGACGACACCAAGCUCCUGCCCUCUGCCCCUUCUGUCUUCUCUGGUCCUGGGAACAGCCCCUUCCUUCCAGGCACUUGGGCCUGGUCACUGCAUUGGCUGGGGGCUGCAGGGUGAUUGAUUUACUGCAAUAG